UCUGGCCUAGCCGCCUUAGGGUGGUUUCUGCCGCUCCGGCUUCGUUGUUGGCAGGCAAGGAAGGGUCCAGGUGGCACCCCUCCACUACCUGGGGGCGACUCCCUUGAGACGGAGGGGUUUAGGUGUGUGGCGGGGACAUGUCCCUCUCCUGCUUCUUUAACCCUCAUCAUGGCUGUUUAUUACACGCCGAUGGCCACGGGGAAGUGUGGGCAGACUGGAACAGCACGUCCAAGUUCUUCCAGUAUGGCUGGAGGUGCACGACCAAUGAAGACUCCUUCUCCAACAAAACUCUCCUGGGGAACUGGAAUCAGGAACGCUAUGACAUUCGGAGAGUGCUGCAGCCCAAACCUCUCCCUUCCCAGUUCAGCCACUACUUCGAGUCCACCUACUCAUCGGAUUACUCCAAGGAAAUGCCUCACAGUACAAGAAGAGUUACACGAGAACCUCACUGGUUUCCUGGGCACCAGCCAGAACUGGAGCCUCCUCCAGUCAAGCCAACUGCUCGGUCAUGCUACAUGAUAGACUAUGAUCCUCCCCGCGGCAAGGGACCCGUCCUGGUUGUUGAAGCGAAACCCAAAGAGCCGGAAGAGCCUCAACCAAAGCAGUAAGGUUUGACAGAAGCCUCGAGACACCCAGCUCGAAAGGCCCUUCUAAUGUGACCUGGUUGUUCUCCCCACCAUUAAAUGCUAAGCUGCCAUGCGGCAUCAUAAACUGUGGCUGUAAUGAAAAAGGAAGAUUCUCAUUAGCGACCGUGGCCCAGGAUCUCUCCUGCUUUUUUGUUAUUGUUUUCUGUGAAAAGCUGUCUUACAUUUUAGCUUACUGGUCAUUAAAUUUUGUUUA
Messenger RNA from Eublepharis macularius, 840 nucleotides. RefSeq names its product cilia and flagella associated protein 68 (gene CFAP68). The record is from RefSeq and is a predicted model, not a curated record. The transcript is spliced from 4 exons. The coding region runs from base 138 to 608 and encodes 156 amino acids. Lineage: Eukaryota; Metazoa; Chordata; Lepidosauria; Squamata; Eublepharidae. Gene Ontology annotation, cellular component: nucleus.